UUAGCAUGUGUAGCUCCGACUGAAGACUGUCCUGCACAUCUACUGAUCAUCUUCCCUGAACCUGCAAGGGACGCAGAAAGUGUUAAACUGAAACAGCCUCCCGGUGUCCCGGUCAACCUUUCACCUACUUUCCCUCUCACACACACUGACAGCUGGCGUUUGUGUUGACGGAGGCGACGCUCGUGGGGAAGAGGAACCCGUUGUCACGAUAUCAGAGAGUUGGUGGCCCUUUUAUAUUUGGAGACAUCGUGCUUGAAGGGAACCAUUCAGAAAUGUGGAUGAGUAAAUUUGCACGUCUGGCCCUGCCUGCUCUUCAGAGGAGCACGUCUGCCAUGGCCUGCCAGGCUCUGAGGGCCUGUCGUGGACCAGGGCGGGCUGCAGGUCCACUUCCCUCUUGUCUGACUUCAGUGCAGCUUCGUGGGCAGCACACACUGGGGUCUGCCUCCGUCCCUUUGGCCAGGCACUCAGUGAGGCACGUCCGGGCUCUGGAUGAAGAGAGGAUGAUGGAGGUGGAGUGGGAGGAUGGAGGCCACAGCCUGUACCCAUUCACUUGGCUGAGAGAUAACUGCCAGUGUCCACUGUGUACUUUGGAAUCGGCUCAGGCCCGGAAACUGUUGAUGUCCAAUCUUGAUAUCUACACAGGGGUUGAUGUUGUGGAGGUCACCAAUGAUAACAAGGUGUCCGUUGUUUGGCCCGACCAGCACACCAGUGUGUUUGACGCAGAUUGGCUCAAGAAACGCUGCUUCUCUCCUGCUGCCAGACAAGCCAUUCAAGAAGAGCUUUUCCUCAACGAGCGUUAUUACUGGGACUCCAAACUGCACAUUCCCACGGCUGACUACCAGGAAGUCCUCCAUGACGAUAAGGCGGCGCUGGCCUGGCUCUUGGCCCUGCGUCGGGUUGGCAUCGUAUACCUGAAGGGGGCUCCGGCAGAGCAAGGCCAAGUGGCGAGACUUGCUGAGAGGAUUGGCUAUCUCAGGCUGACAUUCUAUGGGCACACAUGGCAGGUCCAGGAUAAAUACAUGGCAAACAAUGUGGCCUACACUUCAGGAAGGCUCAGUCUCCAUACAGACUACCCUGCAUUGCACUUUGCACCUGGAGUGCAGUUUCUGCACUGCAUCAACCAGGCCGAGGAGGGAGGGGAGAGCGAGGUGGUGGACGGCUUCCACAUGGCCGAGCUGCUGCAGAGAGAAGACCCAGAGGCCUUCAGGGUGCUCACCUCGCUCCAUGUGGACUUCACCGACACGGGGACGGACUACUGUGACUUCAUGCUGCAGUCCAAGAAGUGCAUCAUCGACGUUAAUCCCGAGGGUCGAGUUCUGAGGAUAAACUACAACAACGCCACCAGAGAUUCGGUGCUGGACGUCCCCCUGCAUCAGGUGCAGCCCUUCUACAGAGCACUGAGGGCCUAUGUGGACAUCAUGAACCGACCAGAGAACGUGGUCACUUACAUCAUGAACCCAGGCGACAUCGUGACCUUUGAUAACUGGCGCCUGCUGCACGGACGGAGGCCGUACAUCAGCAGCCCUGACAGGUUGCGACACCUUGAGGGAGCCUACCUGGACUGGGAUGAAGUCAUGUCUCGCCUCCGGAUACUGCGUAGCUCGGUCCACGGGAACAUUUAAGCUCCACAGCCAAAUUUAAAAAGCUGGAAUGAAAACAGUGCUGGGUGGCUUGAGACUGUGAGCUCAGCUAGAUGUUGCUCUUAAAGCGCUGAGGGCGGAGUGCAAAGAUACUGACGUGUCUGACAACAGGUCGAGAGCUCAGUCUCUGGCUCUGAAGGAGUCAGGCAUGAAAUCAUGAAUUAAGCAACAAUAAUUUACUUUCCAAUAUCUGCAAACUUUAAAUGAUGACAGAAACUUCUCAAACAUGUAACUUAAAGCAACACUUCAAUGCAAUGAUUAUUAUUAUUUACGACACCUUGCUUUUAAAUUAAAAAGGUGGUUUGUAUUCAGUCAUAGUGACAAAUUUUAUAAGCUUAAAUUUAAUGAAAUGGGUUUUAUACAUUUUCUGAAAAUGCCACAUUGUGUUUAUAUUAUGUAAUGUAUGAGUUUUUAAAGCAGGUUCAUUAUUCUCAGUUCUCGAUCUGGCUGCUUGAGAUGACUCCCUGUUGACUGUCUAACAGCUAUAAUCACGUCUGACAUUUGGUUUGAUGAUGAUAUCUGAUGGCAUUAGAGCUCACUGCAGUGUAUAGUAAAGUGCUGAGUGUGUGUAUAUAGAGAGCAGUGAACAUGGGAGUGAUUUCACACAGAGCCCUCAUGUCAAAGUUUCUUCUUCUUAUCUCCUACUACAGUACUGUGCUACCUCUGCUGUUCAACCCUGUGCCUCCUGCCUACACACAGUGUGGUGUCCUUGACUCUUCCUUCAUUCUGUAGAAUUCUGUUCGCAGUAUGUAUGUUGUUCGAAGUAUCUGUUAAUUUAAAGGGUCAGUUGAACAGAAUUACAAAGACACGUCUGCUUCUCUGCUUAACACAAAGUUUGGGAUUCAGUCGCUGCCCACUGAAAACCAGAUCAACUAAAGGAGCCCAUUGAACCAGCUACAGUCCACACUGAGGGAAAAGACUAAGUUGUGUUGAUGUUUGGGUGCACCACAGCGACCUAAGGUUUAUCGGAGCUACUCUUGGUAUUAGGUCUACACACACUGAGGAUGUUUCCAUGCACUAAAUAUUCAGUUUUUUGCCCUGAUUCUCAAAGUGAAAGUAUUCAUCUAUGCUGUUAACAUGGGGAAUAACAAUGAAUAUUCCACUAACGUUCUUGUUAGCCGUGCACACACUGAUUAACGAGCCCUAUCAUGACAUUUGUUGCGUCAAAAUAUUAAAAAGUAGAACACAGACACACUUGCAAACCGUUGGUUAUUUAGUGUAUAAUGUAUCCAUGACAACACACAGAGCCUACUGUAAACAGGCAAGAGGCCGUAAACUGCUGUAAAUCCCCAAGUGUGCCGUGAACAUGCCCAAAGAAGGCACCUAAAACUGGCAUAUCCCAUGUCUGAAUUUGGAAUAUCUGAAUUUAUAAUGCUGUUUACAUGACCUGUAUCAAUUUUGGAAUAUUAUCAUAUUCGGACUUAUAGUGGAAAAUUAAUGUGCAUGUAAACACACUCACUGUGGCAGAAAAAGACAUUUUCACUUCCUGUGGUCGAUUUCUGAAAAUAUCUGUCUAAAACACAAAGGUAGGCGAAUUACCUACAGACGAUUAAUGUCAGAAAUGACCCCUCAAACUAGGCUUCAUUUAAACUUACCCACAGCUGGUGCGUCUCAGUGCUGAGUCAUGCUGCCUGGGUCCAAAUGUUUGCACCCGCCUGCUACACUGACCUGAGUCAUUAGUUUGGUACCAUGACGAUCCAAUGGACUGCGCAGGGGACUAACGCCAUCAAGCAGUGAGACGAGACGCAUCAGUUUGGACUUAACUCUUUGAAACCUGAGCACACUGGCUUGAUUUCAUUCAAAAACAUUGUAAGAAGGCAACAAGCAACCAAAGAAGAAAUGACCCAAUAAAAUAGCAAGAAAGUAGGAAAAAGAGAAAAUUAAAAACAUUUGUUUAAAAAAAAAAAAAAAAGAAAAAAGU
Epinephelus lanceolatus (giant grouper) is the source of this 3561-nucleotide messenger RNA. It is a transcript of the gene bbox1, whose product is annotated as butyrobetaine (gamma), 2-oxoglutarate dioxygenase (gamma-butyrobetaine hydroxylase) 1. Gene Ontology annotation, molecular function: iron ion binding; gamma-butyrobetaine dioxygenase activity. Gene Ontology annotation, biological process: carnitine biosynthetic process. The record is from RefSeq and is a predicted model, not a curated record. Gene Ontology annotation, cellular component: mitochondrion. NCBI's taxonomy places the organism in Eukaryota, Metazoa, Chordata, Actinopteri, Perciformes, Serranidae.